AUGUGCUGGUUGACGGUUCGAGUCCGGCGGAGAGUGCCAUCGAGCCGACGAUGCGAAGUACAUGAUGAAGCUGAAAGCCGGUUCGUUUCAACGAGACCGGAAGAUCCGUUGAACCCGCGAGUCUGUCGGUCGGUCGGUCGGUUUAGACACACUUUCGGUGUGUUUGUACCGGACCCACGUGGGAGAGUGGAGACUGUCCGACACGACAAACGCCGUCGUGUCGGCGGCACAAGAAAAUGUUUCAAAGUACACAUACACAGGCACACCUACACACCUACACACCUACACACCUACAACUCUUCCCACGACUGGCUAAAUGUGUCGUUAAGCCGCAGAGGCCAUGCAAAACACAGCAGGAAUGCCAGCUCGUCUGCUCCGUUGCUAAGCCGCUCCCGAGACAGAUACACGCCUAAGCAACACGGUGCCGGUGCCUCAGAGACAUUCGUGCAUGUGUGCACGCGGAGACGGUUGUCUGAAAUCGUCCGACAAAAAGUCCAAUACAGCUUCCUUCAUCACGGACGGAUUAUGCGCCGGCCUCGAUACCAGAAAAGAAGGCGUUGGUGCCUAAAAGUCGGUCCAAGUUGUACUCUUGAAACAACCGGCCCAACCUGA
This is a messenger RNA of Protopolystoma xenopodis, 612 nucleotides long. NCBI's taxonomy places the organism in Eukaryota, Metazoa, Platyhelminthes, Monogenea, Polystomatidea, Polystomatidae. The record is from the annotation of a GenBank genome assembly.